Molecule: messenger RNA, 2598 nt
Organism: Rattus rattus (black rat)
Lineage: Eukaryota; Metazoa; Chordata; Mammalia; Rodentia; Muridae
Product: rho GTPase-activating protein 6
Exons: 6
Coding region: 59-1279 (406 amino acids)
Molecular function (GO): phospholipase activator activity; phospholipase binding
Source: RefSeq, a predicted model, not a curated record
CAGGUUCCCCCAGAUCUCCAGAAUGAAGUGCUGAUCAGCCUUCUGGAGACAGAUCCGGAUGUUGUGGACUACCUGCUCAGAAGAAAGGCUUCCCAAUCCUCAACCAGUUCUGUAUUUCCGGCCGCAGUGCAGGCUUGCUCACAGUACCCUGCCAGCGCGUUUACACCCUGACCUGGAGAGACCAGCUAAGGAUGUCAGGGCCACUGUUUUGAGGAAGGUAGAAAAUAAAGAUAGUUCCAGGAGCCCUGACAUGCUUCAGUCGGAAGUUUCCUUUUCCAUGGGAGGGAGGCAUUCAUCUACAGACUCCAACAAGGCCUCCAGUGGAGACAUCUCCCCUUAUGACAACAACUCCCCAGUACUGUCUGAGCGCUCCCUGCUGGCUAUGCAAGAAGACAGGGCCCGGGGGGGCUCGGAGAAGCUUUAUAAAGUGCCAGAGCAUUAUACACUGUUGGACCACUUGCCAUCGCCAAAGUCGAAGUCAAGAGAAAGUUCUCCUGGACCAAGGCUUGGAAAAGAUAUGUCAGAGGAGCCUUUCAAUAUCUGGGGAACUUGGCAUUCAACAUUAAAAAGCGGAUCCAAAGACCCAGGAAUGACAGGUUCCUAUGGUGACAUUUUUGAAAGCAGCUCCCUCCGACCGAGGCUGUGUUCCCUCUCUCAAGGGAACCUAUCCCUGAAUUGGCCUCGGUGUCAAGGGAGCACCACGGGGAUGGACAGUGGCACUCAGGUAAUUCGGAGGACUCAGACAGCGGCCACCGUGGAGCAGUGCAAUGUCCACCUUCCGGUGUCACGUGUCUGCAGCACUCCCCACAUCCAGGACGGCGGCAGGGGGUCCAGGCGGCCUGCAGCCAGGUCUGAGCCAUUUUUGUCCUUAAACAGCACGGAAGACCUGGCCGAGGGCAAGGAGGAUGUGGCCUGGCUGCAAAGCCAGGCCCAAGCUGUGUACCAGAGACCUCAGGAGAGUGGUAGAGAUGACAGGCGCCCCCCUCCACCUUACCCAGGGUCAGGGAAGCCUGCCACGACCUCGGCCCAGCAGCCACUAGAGCCUCCCCUAUGGAGGCUCCAGAGGCAGGAAGAAGGUUCAGAAACAGCUGUGGAAGAAGGAGGCCAGCAGGCCUCAGGGGAACAUCAGACCAGGCCAAAAAAACUGAGCAGCGCCUACUCCCUCUCAGCCAGUGAGCAGGACAAGCAGAACUUAGGGGAAGCCAGCUGGCUCGACUGGCAGCGAGAGCGGUGGCAGAUCUGGGAGCUCUUGUCGACUGACAACCCCGAUGCCUCCUGAAACCCUAGUAUAAGCCUGCCAGCAGCUGAGCCUCCACCUUCCAAAACAUCUCCGCCCAGACCUGGAAACUAUGGACAAUUGACACUUACUCGUUUUUUUUUUGUUUUUCCACAUUUUGAAAAGUAACACAAGAAAAAGUCCACUUCCAGAUUCACUUCUACCCUUGCCAUUUAUGGUAAGACUCUAUUGCAUAGCCAGCCUUAGGAAAAGCAAACAAACAUGACAAUUCCCAAUCUAAAAACAACCCACAUUGGCUUUAUGUAAAAUCAAACUCUUGCUUUGUUACAGCUUAAGUGUAUUUAUGUGUCUUCAAUUUUGGCUAUUGUGUAUUCUGUAACAAAUUAUGUAUAUCAAUAUGAUAUUCACAGAGAAGACAGAACAAUUAGAAAAAAUCACUGCACUUAUAUUACACUUUGAGAUAUAUUAAGCAACCAGAUUCUAUAUGCUCUGGAUUAUGCACAAGCUGGCAUCUGCUUUUUGCCAUCACUUCUUUAACUGGGGACACCCUCCUUCAAUGCCUAAAGAAAUACUAACCAACCAAAAGAGAAAUGAGAAGCCAUAUUUUUAUAUAGUAUUGAGACACAAAAGUUAUAGACACUGAAUGCUUUUUCAUAGUGAGUAUGUUUUAAGGAAAUAUUAAAUUUGAUACAUUAUGAAGUAUAUUUUUAGACACUGUUUAGAAAGGACUCAGUGAAUCAAAUCAGAGAAAGGUGGUGCCUAAGAGUACUUAAGAAAAUUUCCAUCCCAUUCUAGGUCAAAUUCAAUUUUAUAUAGGCCUCUUAUAAUAUAUAUUUAUAAAGUAUUACUUUUAUGUAUUUUUCAAAACUACCAACUGAAAUUCAAUCAUAAAAAGUUUUAAAAUACAAAUACACAUUCAAAUUAUACAUCAUUUCCCCCCAUCUGCUCUGUUAUCAAUUUUAGCCCAAUUACAAGCAAGUCCUUGUAAAGUAAAUCCUAUGGGGGGGAGCAAAAAAGCUACAUCUUUGCGCUUACAUUGUACCAAAGGCUGAGGAAAUGUGUCUUCAGUAAUAUUAUGUGUAUUGUAAUGGUAUUGUAAUGUGUGUGUUACUACAGUAUACAGUACUUCAGUAAUUUCAAGUGUUACAACUGCAAAACCACUUUUGACCAGCAGGUGGCAGUUUGCUUCAGUAUUUUCCAAUUUUUUUUUUUUCAAAUCAGAAGGGUCAGUGUAUUAUAUACAAAGAGGGUUAUAUAUAUAUAACGUGAUACUCUUCAUUUUCAUGUUGGCAAUGAAAUUUUUCAGUGGUGUUUCUUAAAAUUCUAUCUUGUGCCAUGGUGAAUAAAAUGUUAAGCAAAAA